Messenger RNA from Geodia barretti, 378 nucleotides. The record is from the annotation of a GenBank genome assembly. Lineage: Eukaryota; Metazoa; Porifera; Demospongiae; Tetractinellida; Geodiidae.
AUGCCGUGGUUCUCACGGAAGAAAAAGAGGAAACAAAAGAAUGCUGCCGUAAACAGCGCCAGUAGAGACGAUGCCGUCGUCACGACAACCUCACAGCCGGCGUUUGCAGUGGUGGUACAGAAUUUCGAGUCUUCGGUCUCGGACCAGAUCAGCGUGGAACGGGGACAGGUCGUGGAGGCUCUGUUCACCGAAGACGACUGGGUGUUCGUACGAAACGUCAACGGUCGAUGUGGGUAUAUCCCUGGCAAUUUCUCCUUCCCGUUGGAGAAGCUGAGAAUGGGUCUACCGGAAGAGAGCAGUGAGAGAGUCCGCCAGCUGCGAGCACAUCCGCGACCCACCACAAUACACGUGGAUACUUUUGACGACGACCCCUCGUGA